Molecule: messenger RNA, 7029 nt
Organism: Vitrella brassicaformis
Lineage: Eukaryota; Vitrellaceae
Source: the annotation of a GenBank genome assembly
CUUCAGGCCGAACUUCUUGAAUGCUCGCCAAGCAAGAUCCACUUUCCCCAGGCAGAGCAAUGGGAAAGAGGAAUCCCUGCCUGUUGUUUCCCCUCGCCUGCCUCCAUUGUAAGAGGCGCAUUCAGCAUACGCACAACACACGCCCAGAGCAAAGACUUUUCAUUGUCUUCUGUCUGCUCCACAGGUGUUGCUGGUCUGUUCGCCAACACGUCGCUCUCUCUCGCCACACCCUCGUAUGGCGGCUCACUGCGGCGUCAUCGCCAAUAUGUGGCCCUCAACAAACGACGUAAGCACCAUAAACCCGCACAGUGCGACACCCUCCAUUGAUCCUUUUCUGCAGGUGGCCGCUUUGUCGUAUUGUCUCGUCGUCUUCCGCCGUCUGCGCAUCGAUAUGUUGGGCGCAGUCACUCGAGGGGCUGUGUCUGGCCACUACGCUGGGGUACAUUAAAGCGCGGUGCACAUGUGUUAACCAAGAGGCAGCACUGCGCAACGGAGGAAGGGUGCCAAGAUGUCUGGAACCCAGGUUUGUGAAGGCACGUGUUUCUGCGUCCAUGUCUGCCUGUCCGUCAUGAUCAUGAUGUCAUCAGAUUUCGAGCUUGAAAGCGGUGACGUGGACAUGAAUGGGGUCAGGUGUGAACACUAUCACUAUGGCACGCUGCCAAUAUCAGCAGACGCUGAAGACAAGAUAAAACCCCAGCUGCACAUCGGUGAAUUGAGCAUUCUGUCGCUGAUUCUAAAGACGGCAGGGCAAAUAUAUGACGGGUUCAGACUCCUUUUACCCGCUGGAGCCCAACCAUCCCUGCGGCAUGGUGCCCCGGAGACCCGGCCAUUAUUGCUGGUGCAAUGAGGCAGGGAUAUGCUCGCAGGGGCUACCUCGCAAGCCAGGUGAGGUCCUCUUCAUUUGUCACACAGACACAUAUCACGUCUCUCCCCCUGUUUGUGGGUAUGCGGCCGAGCUGGCGGGCAGGCCCAGGUUAAAGAGCGACGUUGUUCCUCCUGACUUCUUCCCUCCGCUGCGGUCGCCGGUCACGUCUCUGAAAGCAGAGUGGCCUCCACCGCCAAGUGAGUGAAGUACUCAGACCCAAAUACAGUGAGUGAAGUACUCAGACCCAAAUACACACACGGAUUGCUCGUAUGUCUGUGUUCAGAUUUUCCUAGCCAUGACGUCUUCAUCCUCCGGGAAGGGCCGUCGUGCACCAAUGAUGUGGCAUGCCGGGCCACGACCAGCGGGGGCCUCUCGGGUGGCCGUGGAGCGAUGGGCAAGUGCUGCUGCUACUUUGACAACAAGGUCAUGUGUCAGGACACGCAGAAGGGGGGCGAAGAGCAAGCGGAGACGAGAGGCGGUUUUGGCUUCACGAUAUCCCGCGAUCGCCCGCGGAUCUUCUGUCAGUGAGACACCAUUCUGCCUUUGUCAUGAGCCGACACAUAUAUGCGUUUGUCCGUUGUUGCCGUUGCAGGCCGGUGGAACGGUGUCUGCAUCAAUCGCGACACUGCCUCAUUCCCUCUCUGGUUCAUUAAGCAGACCGCCUUGGGCCAUUGGACAUGGGCGGAAUAUGGUAGGCAGGCAACCCAGCACACAGGGAGGGAGAAGAUCAAUCACUUGUCCUGUUGCCUCCGCGUGUCAGAGGUGUUGCGAAAAUCUGCUGAGAUGCUCAUUCUCUUCCAGACCUUCCUGUUCCUUGAAUAUAUCGUUUUCAACCCCCAAUUCAGUCAGUCAGUGCACGGCACGAGCAUCCAUCCUAUCGAUGAGUGUGUGCCUUGUGUGUCUCUUGUCACUGUCUGUCUCACUCAGGCGCGGUGGAUCCUCAGAAGGCUAUUGAGCUGUUCAUAUCUGAGAAACUCAUGCCCUACUUCGCUUUACAAUUCCCACCGCCCGAUGCGAAACACAAGGUAGGGAACUCGCACGAACUGCCGGCAACAGGCCAAUCCAGAAACCGACCAGAGAGGUCUUGGCGUGCCUGUAGGAGCGGGAGAAUUUCAAACAGCGAUUUGGCGAGCUGACCGACCGGGUUCGAUUCUGGUGGCAGAACACACUCGGUACAGUUCAAAUGACGAGGGAAUAGUGGAUGGGUGUGAGAAUGAGUGAGUAUCUUCCAUACAUCCAUCAGUUGAGGAGGACGCGUCAUGCCAUGAGGACCGGUGUCGCAUGACGCUUGCAGACCGGCGGCCAUGGGAGGUCGUGGGGUCGUACCUUAAGACAUCCACUAUCAGAAAAUGGCUUUUCGGUCAGAUCAGACAACAGACAGCAGAAAACGUGCGCACACGGUCACCUGCCUAUGUACUUGUGUUCUCAUCGGCAGAGCUGCUCUAUUACCUUAAGCCGACGGCACCAACGGAUGAAAGGCAGCUGCAAAAACUGAAAAGUAGGAAGCUAUUGCAUCUGUGCCUGCCAUGCCGAUGCGGUGCUGUACUGUCUGUGUCAUGUCGCAUACAUGUGUGUAGACAAAGGCAUCGAGCUGAGGUAGGACAGGGAGACAACAGAGACAGAGAGUCACAUCCUCACACGGGUGUCUCCAAGCAGAGCGUUCAAGGAUGCUCUCAUCCUGGUUGAUUGGUGGCUUUCGCCAAACUGCGAAAUCCUGCUGGUGCCGGAAGAUGUGAGAAAGCGUACAAAAUACCCAAGUCUUCCUUCUAUAUGCAGUCCUUUCUCUGAUGCAUGCAGGAUUUGUCCGAGACACAUCUUAGAAAGAUAAAAGAGUACAGGCGAAUUCGCUUGUUAGGACCCGAUCGCAGCUCCUCGUCGUGGAGGGAGACGUCACCUCUCAGACGUGUGCUGAGGCUUAUAUCAAGUAGGCAAAACAGCAACACACGUGUACGACCACACACUGCAUGCCGAUGAAUCUCUUUACUGGGGCAGAGGCCGAAGGCGAGGAGCCUACAGACACGAAGAGCCUGAACGAGUUCAAUCACAUGUCUCAGCUAGCGGUGCUCGACAAAAGGACGUUCGUGAAGCUAAACCUCUACGACGGAAUAGAGGAUGCGGGAGAGAAGGAAUCAGACACAGGACCUCUGCAGAGCCAGGAAACGAGACCAUUCGGUAAGUAAACACGCAAGCACCAAAUCCCCAUACACAUACACACGCACCAUUGCUGCCAUGCCAUUUGUCGCAUGGAUGCAGAUAUUUCUCACUUCUAUCGUUUUGUCGCAAACAUGCUGCUCGACCCUUGCAAAGACACAAGCAAGGCGCUGAAAGAGCCCCGUCAAGGUGUGUGCGGCACCAUGUCUGCCGAUGCCGUCAUCGAUAGCUAUUUCGCCCUGAGAAGCAACAGCCCGAAGACUGCUGACGAGGCCGCGGGACUCAAAGAUGUCGUGGAACAGCUAUGUCAGCUUGAGUCGGCGUUGCGAAAGGACUUCUCCGAGCUGAGCGAAUACGACGGCACGGGUGAGUGACGCUGGCUGCGCGACAAACACCACUCAUGGAACAAUUGAUCAGGCCGCGAUGCAUUCCGGUGCAAGGUGUUCAGACUCCUGUGGGCCCGAAGUGAGCGUUCGGCACAUAGACAGACAAAUGCUAUCUUCCUGUGUAUGCAGGGUUUGUCUUCGUGCUGAGCGAUACAUUGCUGACACAAGAAGGCAAGCGCGGCCGAUCUGACCUGACUCACAGCUACAGUGCACACAUUCUUAUCGUGUCUCCAGGCAAGAUGACCUUCGAUGAGUUCCGAAGACGCCUGAACCUUCUGUUCAUCUGGCGAGAGGAGACGCUCACGCACCUCGGCGACUACACCGCUAUUAUCAAGCUAUGGCGGCCCGUCGACAGUGGACACAUGCAGCCUCUCCGCCCACAGGAAAUGGGCGCCCUGCCUCUCUGGUGGACGCUGAUACUCGAGCUGGCGUGGCUGGUGGAACGCUGGCUGAUGGAGUGCGAGGCCGAUGGCGUCUUCAGCUGGCUUGGGUGGGCUGGGGGCGAUGCUCCUGAUGUGCACAUUGAGAGAAAGCGGACGCUCUUCCGUCAGCUGGUUGGAGGUGAUGGUGGGGAGAUCACUCUGGAGCAGUUCCGACGCAUUGAUGAGUGGUCGUUCUAUGGUAUGAUGCGUGUGUGUACCGGAAGGAAUGAAGCACCACGAGUGCUGAUGUCUCUGUCGUUGCCUUUAUGCAGAUGAGCUCUAUAAGAUCACGACCGAUGGCAGGCAACAAGGAGAGUCCGUCCGGAGGUCCCUCCUUGAGAGAUUCUGCUUUGAGCUGAUCCUUGUUGUUGAGCUUUUCGCCCUCCGCCUUAGACCUGGUAUUCAUCCACACCGAGGCACAAGAGGCACACACAUACAGCAUCAGCAGUGUCGCCCUUGCAGACCUGAAAAGCGUCAUUGGUGAUCAAAAACAGUGGCAGUGGCUGCACGACAUCACCGGCUGGAUCCUUUCGCCCGUGCCUGCCAACUUCCCCCGACUGGAGAAUGUGCAGAACGCCCUGGACACAAAGCGAGUCUACCUCCACUCCAUAUCGCUUUACGGCCAUCAUCUGAUGGAGGGAUACGACAGGUGGCGCGAGAAAGAAGUGGCGGGGGCCUUCGCUGCGGAGGAAGGGGAGCGCUUCAAAGUGGCCGUGGCAGAGGAGAGCGGUGGUGUGGAUGUGUCGUCGAUCGUCAGGAUGAUCGUGAAUAAGAUGAAAGGUGGGCACGACGUGAGAGAGACGUGUCCGUGCUUGGAUGGGUGUGACUGUGUAUUUUCCGUAGACUUGAUAUUUUGGUACUGGGGCCACUUGCUCGAGUCCACAGGCACAUUCGUCGAAAUGAGAGGUGGAAAGAUGCUGGGCAGCUAGCUCAUGUGCCGAUCUCAACUCGCCCCAAUGUCUGUGUACAGUGCUGCUGUAUCGCCUCUUUACAUUGAGCCUCCUGUGGAUGAAGCAGGCCUUUGCCGCUUACUAUUCUGACGCCACCAUACACACCCUGACCACGAUCAUCACACAGGAGGGAUUCGCCGUGUGCGACGCGUGCAAAGAGCUGAAGCCAGCAUUUAGGAGCGAUCCUGAUAAGGCAUGAAAACACGCACAGACCUGCCUACGUGUUCUUGAUUCACGUGGGUACGUAUGUGUGCCAUGCAGGUGGCCUUCUGUGAUGAAUUCCCGAAAUGCAGCGACACGACGCCAUCAAGCCCGGAGACACAACAAGGUAGACGCGCUCACACAGACGCACACUCAGAAUUUGCAUGUAGGCAAGUAUCUGUGUGUGUAGAUGACAGUGAGCAGGAGGAGAUCGAGCAGUCUGAGACCGACAGAAACUACGAGAGAGUGGCUACACUUGUUCUCAGAAGAAUACAGCACCUGUCGGUGCAGAUCGUCUUCGACUAUGAAAGUGGUAUGGACUUUGUGGCAGCCAUACUCUCGCCCCAUGCACAAAUCUGUGUGUUCCUGUCUCUUUGCUGUGUGCAGUGGUCAGCGGUUGGGCGUCAUUCAAGCAGAGGUACUCGGAGGCCGCCGAGCAGUUCUACACGCAAUAUCAGCUCAUCACCACAAACGCCGUCUCCUUCCCCGGCAUGGAGCAGCUCGGCAGACAGUACGCCGAGUGGGAGGCUUGGGUGAGACACAUCCUGGACUUCCUCGAAAGAGGUAAGUGACGAACCACUGGUGAGACAUCCACACAUGUGUGUCUGUGUGGUAUGUGAUGAAUGCCGGCAGACGAAUUGGUCAACCGCUUUCACGAGGAGUUUCGACGAGAGAUUGUCGGUGAGUCAGAAAUGAAGACAGCCUUUUGGUGUUUGAGGGUGAUGUCUCAUCUGGUGCGACACAGAGAUUAUAUUCCACCAGAUGUUCGACCGGUCCUUCCACGCCCACACUGCCGACCAGUGCGAGGCACAGCCCGAACAUAUCACCACAGGCAAGUGGCCAGCCAGCAAUAACCGAACGGACACAUGGCGUGUUUUCCCACAGGGGACGAACAGCUGGUGGCUGGGGGGAGGCUGCCCCUGUAUCUGUUCAUAUCGGGUUUUGAGUACCUCGUCGGCGUCACAGAGACACUCUCAUUCAGGCAAGACCUCAUGGACAUCCUCACUAUGCAUCGUAGCGCUGACAAGUGUGAGCGGAUCAGGCUGCUCUUCUCGCAGCUGGCCCAGGGGCAAAGUGAGGAGACACACACACAUAACGAAUGCGCCGUUCAUGGAUUCAUCCGUGUGUAUGUGUGUGUGCAGGCUACAUAACGCUGGAUGAGUUCAUUUUACUCUUUAUGCGGCAGAACACGUUCGAUAGCACGAUCCUCGAGCCACCCCCAGAGCUACCUCUCCCCCCGCUGCCCGUCGCAGAACCACCGCGAAACGUCAGUGUCAAUUUGCCAAAGGCCCCGACAGAAGAGCUAUCGCCUCCGUCUGUGGAUGAAGCCACUGUGCCGAGGGGCGGAGUGCUGACUCCCCCAGAACCGAAACCAAAGACGCCGAGUGAGGAGCAGCCGCCCACAGAUGUCAGCGUCCAUGUGACCAAGGCCCCGACAGAUGAGCUUGUCACGUCGCCUCCCUCUGUGGGCGGUGGAGCCACUGUGCCGAGUGGUCCUGUUCUGACUCCCCCUCAACCCAAGCCAGAAACGGCUGGAACGCCCGACCCAACAAAACAGCCUCCACGCAAGCCCAAGAGACGAAAGCAACCGCCCCGUGUGCCUGUUGGUGUUCUCCCGCCCCCAUCUGUGUCGGACCUCGGUGGCCCGUACAGCGAUGGCUUCUCCGGCCCCCAUCAUCCGAGGAGAAGAUUAGGUAGUGGCACCUAUGUGAGACAUGAUUAUGUGUUUGGUUUUGGGCCGUCGGUUGCGAGAGACGCUGGCAGGGCGCUGUACCCUUAUGGCGGUGUGUCUGUGUCUGAGGGAGGGAUGGUUGGGUGUCCGGAAGAUGAAGAUCGUGUCAUGAAUGUGACGUCAGGUGCUAGUGGCUGUGCGAAUGGCAAUGGGACGGAUGGUGAUAGAGAGAGAUAUUGACCGACUGCUGAUUUAUCGAUUCAGAAUUGAUAGAUAAUGUGUCACAGAGUGGAACAGUCUUUGCUCUGACGGAACAGACAGGUGUCGUGUAUCUUGCGGAACGAUAGAAGGCACGGCCAACGAAAUAAAAUACAGGCAGCGA